UGAUUAGUAUAAAUCGAACAAUUUUUUCAUGAAGUUCACUUACUAAUAUUGUUAAACAUGGGUGAGGGUGAAGGGACGCCACUGCUUGUUUCUGGUAGUAUUGCUGGUUUUAGAAAUGAGAACUUUGAAAAAGUAUUUAGACCAGUACUUGCCGAGUUUGUUGGUGUUACCGUAUUUGUGUUCGUUGGUACUAUGGUUGUACAAACAAAUGAUAUAGUCAGCAUCGGCUUGGCACAUGGUCUGAUGAUUGCAUUGCUUAUAAUGGGCAUAGGUGGCAUCAGCGGAGGACAUUUUAAUCCCGCAGUUACACUUGGAGUUGCACUUAACGGGGGUAUAUCAAUAUCUUUGAGUGUUCUGUAUUUCUUUGCUCAGAUGAUUGGUGGAGCACUUGGGGCAGCAUUUACCAGAGCCGUUCUUCCAUCACGCGUUUACCAUGGUGACAUUUCUAUAAAUGGUAUAAAUGGUGGAGCUCAUACACUAGCACCAGGCGUAGAACCGGGAUGGGCUGUUCUGUGUGAAGCUAUUUUGACUUUCGUUCUUGUUUUUACUGUACUAAUGAAUGCUCUAGAUAAAAGGAAUCAAGAUUCUGUUUUAACGCCGCUUGCUAUUGGUUUUGCUGUUGCUGUGGAUAUUAUGGGCGGGGGGAUGACCACUGGUGCUUCAAUGAAUCCAGCACGAAGUUUUGGACCAGCGUUGGCGGUAUCAACUUUUAACGACGAUGUAUGGAAACAUCAUUAUGUUUACUGGGUAGGACCAGCUCUUGGUUCUCUUGUGGCUGCUGGGAUAUAUAGGUUCUUGUUUCGUCGUUGAAAAGAAACUUCUGUCUCAUUAGAGAAUGAAAUGAAAUGAAGCCUUGCUGUUUUGAAAGAAGACGGAGUUUGCGAAGAUGCUCAGAAAUCCACUUUCUUUAAAACUGAUACUCAUAUAUUAUGCAUGAUAUUUUUUUUAUAAUACUUGUUAUGUUUUUGAAUAAAUUGGUCGUGGGAUGUGA
This is a messenger RNA of Mytilus trossulus (common blue mussel), 991 nucleotides long. RefSeq names its product aquaporin-8-like. Gene Ontology annotation, molecular function: water channel activity. The record is from RefSeq and is a predicted model, not a curated record. Gene Ontology annotation, cellular component: plasma membrane. Lineage: Eukaryota; Metazoa; Mollusca; Bivalvia; Mytilida; Mytilidae. The transcript has 5 exons. Bases 58 to 810 code for a protein of 250 amino acids. Gene Ontology annotation, biological process: transmembrane transport; water transport.